Molecule: messenger RNA, 1512 nt
Organism: Momordica charantia (bitter melon)
Lineage: Eukaryota; Viridiplantae; Streptophyta; Magnoliopsida; Cucurbitales; Cucurbitaceae
Product: dolichyl-diphosphooligosaccharide--protein glycosyltransferase subunit STT3A
Cellular component (GO): membrane
Molecular function (GO): oligosaccharyl transferase activity
Source: RefSeq, a predicted model, not a curated record
GUGGACUGGGGACUUAAGACUCGGGAAUACAUGUUUGUAAAGUCGUCUGUACCUCUCUGGUUCGUUUCCAGUUGAGUGGCGAGUUGCGAGUUGCGAGUUGCGAGUUGCGAGACCUACUCCCCUUCCGGACACUCUCAAUCCUUAUUCUGGCCGUCAAUGGCGGCUUCAAUUCCCUCCCCCAAAGCCUCAACACUGAGACACGCAUUCGGAAAUGUUCUAUCCUUCUUCAUUCUCAUCUUGAUUGGCGUUCUCGCAUUCUCAAUUCGGCUCUUCUCUGUGAUAAAGUACGAGAGUGUUAUUCACGAAUUUGAUCCUUAUUUUAAUUACAGAGUUACCCAGUAUCUUUCAAAGAAGGGAAUUUAUGAAUUUUGGAACUGGUUUGAUGAUCGGACCUGGUAUCCUCUAGGGCGAGUAAUUGGUGGAACCGUUUAUCCGGGUCUCACAUUAACUGCAGGCACAUUAUGGCGGGUAUUAAAUGCCUUGAACAUUCCUUUAUCCGUGGAAACUGUUUGUGUAUUUACUGCACCCAUAUUCUCUGCUUUUGCUUCAUGGGCAACUUACUUGUUAACAAAGGAAGUUAAAGGCGCUGGUGCUGGACUGACAGCUGCAGCUCUUUUGGCCAUGGUUCCAUCAUACAUAUCGCGGUCUGUGGCCGGCAGCUAUGACAAUGAAGCUGUAGCUAUAUUUGCUCUGAUCUUCACUUUCUAUCUUUAUAUUAAGACAUUGAAUACUGGAUCCCUUUUCUAUGCCACUUUAAAUGCCGUUGCAUAUUUCUACAUGGUUUGCUCUUGGGGAGGUUACACAUUCAUUAUUAAUCUUAUUCCAAUGCAUGCACUCUUGUGCAUUGUAACUGGGCGCUAUUCUCCUCGAUUGUACAUUGCAUAUGCUCCUCUUGUUGUCUUAGGAACAUUGUUGGCUGCACUGGUGCCUGUUGUUGGAUUUAAUGCGGUGAUGACAUCAGAACAUUUUGCAUCAUUUUUGGUUUUCAUCAUUAUCCAUGUGGUGGCUCUUGUUUAUUAUAUCAAAGGAAUUCUCUCCCAGAAAAUGUUUAAAGUAGCUGUGACUCUUGUAGUAUCUAUUGGGCUGGCAGUUUGCUGUGCAGUCAUUGCGGUUCUCAUAGCUCUUGUAGCUUCCAGCCCAACCAAGGGGUGGAGUGGGCGUAGUUUGAGUCUUCUAGAUCCAACUUAUGCAAGCAAGUACAUACCGAUAAUUGCUAGUGUUAGUGAGCAUCAACCACCUACUUGGCCUUCUUACUUUAUGGACAUCAACGUUUUGGCAUUCUUGGUUCCAGCUGGUAUCAUUGCAUGCUUUUCACCGUUAUCUGAUGCUAGCUCAUUUGUAAUCCUCUACAUUGCUACAGCAGUGUACUUUUCUGGAGUUAUGGUGCGUCUUAUGCUUGUACUUGCUCCGGCAGCAUGCAUUAUGUCCGGAAUUGCACUUUCUCAAGCCUUUGAAGUUUUUACACGUUCUAUUAAGUUUCAGUUACCUGGAGAAGCGCUGAAUACGCAAGAA